CUGCAUGUAAUACUUUUAACAACAAAAACACAAAGUUUUUGUAUCUUUUCAACUCAAUAAUGCAGCGGUAUGUUGUUUCUCAUGUUUCAGUGGCAACUAAGUGAUAUUUCUCUUUAAGGGAAUUUCUCCAAAUGCUUUUUUCUCUCCACACACACAAUACUGCACACGUGGCCUUGACUGUCAUUUAUUCAUGCACAGAGUCAUGCGGGUAGAGGUUUGCUGGUUUUAAGCAAUGCAUUCCAUGGCUAUAACGGGCAAACUAGAACACACAUACACACACACUGAACCUCAACUAAAGGGACGGUGAAAUUUAAGUAGCCUACUGUUUUGUUUUUGUACAACUUUUUUUUUUAAUUCGACAAACCAUGUGUAUCGUAACCUCUCCUCCAAGGCUUAUUUUCAAAUGUAUCUUUUUUUCUUCUUCUUUUUUUUAAAAUUUUUUUAAUUUUUUUACACUUUUUGGAGGUCCUGGGAGCAUUCCUAUUUAACCUUUUUUGAUAUGUUUAAACUACAGUACAUAUAAUACAAGGCACUAAAAAAUAUCACAAUUCUGUUUUUGUGCCUCAAAACUUAGUUGCACAUUUUUGUAUGUUACAUAGACAAUUUAGUUAAAUAAAACAUUUCUGUAACUAUUUUCUGCCCAACGUGCUGUACAAUAAAAACUGAACUUCACAAUGAGAAUUUAAAAAAAUUAUGAUAUAAAAAAACCUGUAAACAGCACAGCACAAUAAAAAGCAGGCGAUUAAACAAUAUAAAAGUCAUCUAAAACGAAUAAAAGACAAGCUCAAUUUGUGCUAAAACCAAAUAAGUCCAUCGACAGAAGUGUGACUAGGGAGUUCAGUUUUUUUAUUGAUAAAGCAGUGAGGAAAAGUGGGAUUAUAACCAUAGAACCAGAAAUUGAUCUUACUGCAACAUUGAAAAGAAUAUUGCUACUUAACAUAAUACAAUUAAUUCAACAAAAAAUACAUACAAACAUUUAUUUUACCCAGCAAAUUGCUAACUGUAAUAAAAAGUAAUCAUCGGCGGUCACUCGAACGAGUGUGACGAUCCUCCUGGUAGGGGUGUAUCCCUUUAUGGAGGAUGCCUGUGCGUGACUUUGUUUUACGUGGGGAGACUGGUGCACAUACAGUCACCACACGAUCCUUGACAGAAUCGGGUCAGGGUUCAGUGGCAUGGAGUCCAAGACGACUGAGGACCCUUUUCUGCAGCAGCCUUCUUCCGCCAUCGCAGCCGUUGUGGUAGUUCUUAAAUCUACUGUCUUCCGCCUGCUCCGCCGUUGAGGUCUUCACCGUAUCUCUGGCUAGGGGGCAGUCAGGUACUAGGCCUUUGCCAAGGGCCACCUGGGGUAACAGUAGUAAAGGGGUUAACCUCCUAGUGCCCCAAGACCCCAUAGAGGAGCCUCCACUGCCGGAUGCACUUUAACGUCAUGCCCAGGACUGAAUUUUUUAUAAAAAGUAAUACCUAUAAAAGGCCACUAGGUGACAGUAUAGCCUUUUAAAGACAUUUUCUCUCCAUUAUCUUCAAAGAGUGAUUUAUUUUAGUAGCAAAGAAUGAUUUAUUUUAGUUGCGUUAAACAGCUACAACUGCUCACAGUUCUUGAGGUAAACUAUUUUUCCAAGCAACAUGCAUGUAAAUAGCGUGUAUCUUAGCAGUCGUAAUGGUUAUCUAUAAUGUGUUUUUGAGCGGUACAUACCGACAAAGCAAUAGAAGCACAGUAUAGCUUUGUAAACAUGUCCCUGUUCCCACUGUAAUGUGUCCUUAAGAGUGAAGUGAGGUAAUAUACAGUAGGUGAGUAAUGUUACACUGGGGUUACCUUUCUUGCAUGACCGUCAAAAGUGUUAAUAUAGUUUCAUGAAUUCACUUCACAGUGUUAUUAUAUUUAAAAAAAAAAAACAAUGCCUCAGGCUAUUUAAUUGACCCAGUGCCACAUUCCUGUUUACAUUUUUUUACUUAUCAGCCCCCUGCUUGUGGACACUAAAGUUCUGAUAAAUUGGCGUCCAAGUGUUCCCACAGGGCCUGAUGAGUCCUGUGCAAAAAGAUGCGCUGGACAGCAGAUGUUCCGCUCGUGUUGCUAGCAGCUGCCCCCAAUGCGCCCUGAUUUUAUUUUAAACACCGCCAUCUGGUUUGGAGAGAUUCCGUCCAUCCUUCCCUCCCUCCUUUUUUUUCUUCUUCACUUCCUCCUCCUAUUCCUCUUCCUCCUCUCGCUGUCUUCAACUUGCAAACAUCUCGUUGCGUCUCCUGCCUUUUUCUUUUAUACAUCUCCUCUUAAAACUCUUUUCACCCUCUUUUUAUCCCCCGGACUUCCUCUUUAAUUUUAUCUCCUCCAUCGCACCCCAACCCAGCUGCUCUCAAAACAGGCGGACGCACAGAGCCAAGCGUGUGUGUGCACGUCUAAGCGUGUGUGCAUGUGUGUGUGACAGAGAGCUGCAUGGGUGUCGCUUUGGGUAGGAGUUCCCAAAACAAGACUGAUGACUACGCCGAGAUAGUUGACGAAGAGGACACGUACACCAUGCCCUCCAUGACCUAUGGAAUAGUGGAAGCGCGGGACUACGAGAUCCAGAGAGAGAGGAUCGAGUUGGGUCGCUGCAUCGGGGAGGGUCAGUUUGGAGAUGUCCACCAAGGAGUCUACAACAUUCCGGACAAGCCGUCCCUCGCUGUCGCCAUCAAGACGUGUAAGAACUGUACAUCCGACAGUGUCAGAGAAAAGUUCCUGCAAGAAGCACUGACCAUGCGGCAGUUUGACCACCCUCACAUCGUCAAGCUAAUCGGCGUGAUAACAGAGAACCCGGUGUGGAUCAUCAUGGAGCUGUGCACGCUCGGAGAGCUGCGCUCCUUCCUUCAGGUGAGGAAGUACAGUCUGGACUUGGCCACUCUCAUCCUGUUUGCUUACCAGCUCAGCACCGCACUGGCGUACCUGGAAAGCAAACGCUUUGUUCACAGGGACAUAGCAGCACGGAAUGUGUUGGUGUCUUCAAUAGACUGCGUGAUGCUGGGGGACUUUGGACUGUCACGCUACAUGGAGGACAGCUCUUACUACAAAGCCUCUAAAGGUAAACUUCCUAUCAAGUGGAUGGCUCCCGAGUCCAUCAACUUCAGAAGAUUCACCUCCGCCAGCGACGUCUGGAUGUUCGGCGUGUGCAUGUGGGAGAUCCUGAUGUACGGCAUCAAGCCCUUCCAAGGAGUGAAGAACAACGACGUGAUUGGCAGGAUCGAGAAUGGCGAGCGGUUGGCCAUGCCGCCUCAGUGCCCGCCCACCCUUUACAGCCUUAUGACCAAAUGUUGGUCGUACGACCCCAGCAAGCGGCCGCGGUUCACAGAACUUAAAACGCAGCUGAGCGCCAUACUGGAGGAGGAGAAGCUUCAGCAGGAGGAAAGGCUCAGGAUGGAGAUGAGAAGACAAGUCACAGUGUCUUGGGACUCUGGAGUUUCGGAUGAGGCUCCGCCCAAACCUAGUCGGCCAGGUUACCCCAGCCCUCGCUCCAGUGAGGGAUUCUUUUCCAGCCCGCAACACAACCAUUUCCCGCCAACGGCCCACGGGGGAGUGGGAGGUGGCUUCCCUGCCGGCGAUUCCUGGAACCAGCACAGACCCGAACAUACAGCCCUGUGGACCUCCAACAUGGAGGACACUGGAUGUGGAGGUCAAGUCCUCAUGGAGGAGAGGCUGAUGAUGCAGCAACAGCAGAUGGAGGACGACCAGCGAUGGUUGGAGCAGGAGGAGAGCUUCAUGAAGACCGAGUCCAGAAACAGCCGAGGAAGCAUCGACAAAGAGGACGGCACCCUUCAAGCGCCGGGUGGAAGUCAGCACAUCUACCAGCCUGUGGGCAAACCAGAACACCUGGCCCCGCCUAAGAAGCCGCCCCGCCCCGGAGCGCCCGGUCACCUUGGCAACCUGGCCGGUCUCUGCCCCGUGGACAGCUACAACGAGGGUGUGAAGUUACAGCCCCAGGAGAUCAGCCCGCCCCCCACAGCCAACUUGGACCGCUCCAACGACAAAGUCUACGAGAACGUGACGGCCCUGGUCAAGUCGGUAAUCGAGAUGUCAAAUAGGAUCCAACCGGCAGCCCCCGAGGAGUACGUCCCCAUGGUCAAGGAAGUGGGUCUGGCACUAAGGACUCUGCUGGCCACAGUCGAUGAAACCAUUCCUGUCCUGCCUGCGAGCACCCAUAGAGAGAUCGAGAUGGCGCAGAAGCUUUUGAAUUCCGACUUGGCGGAGCUGAUCGCCAAGAUGAAACUCGCUCAGCAGUACGUCAUGACAAGCCUGCAGAAGGACUACAAGAAGCAGAUGCUGAUGGCGGCACACGCCCUCGCCGUUGAUGCCAAGAACCUGCUAGACGUCAUCGACCAGUCGCGACUCAAGACCAUCUUGAGGCCGCAUUAGCCUCGGGGACGGAAGCGGGGAAAGUGUCAGCAUUGGUGAAGCGAUGGACAUCAAUCAGACGCCAUCGCAAACACUUUCUUGUAAAAAAAAAACUUGUUCAUCACAUAUCUUUUUUCAAUUCUUUUGACUUAUUUAACACGUGAUGACGCGUUUGAAGGACUUAUCACGUGAUGAACUGGAACUGACACAGAGGAGCAGGAUCAUGAAGAUUUAAAAAAAAUAUAUAAAUAUAUAUAUAUAUAUAUUAAUAUUUGCAGCCUUGACUCUUUUAUAGGAUUUUUUUUUAAUGGUUUCGUUUUUCAGGCUUUUAAUGAUGGAAAUUUUAAAAGUGUUUUUUAUUGAAAAAAGAUUUAAGACAUCACGCCAUAGGCCACUUUUGAAGUUAACGUGAUAAAUAUACAUAGACUAUAUUUUUUCAACACCUUUGAGGAAUGAAGGAUGUUAAAAGCCAUAAAUACUCUUUCCACAAUGUUCUAAAUAACUAUUUCUUGUUUUUAUGUAUAAUUAUAUCACUGUUUUGUUUUUUUUACAUAGUGUCCACUUUUCAAAGCACAUUGGCGACUUGUAAACAAUUUUAAAGUAGAAUCCAAUACUGUGAAUAGUACAUGAUUUAUUUAUUGGCUGAAUGGAUGUUUUGAAUUAGACAAAUUCACUUUACUUCACAAAUGUGUUGUUCUUCCUGGAGCUUUUCAUUCCACUGUUCACUAUUACCUCUGCCUGGAGUUGAACUCUCUCAGGAAAGAGUCACAUGUACAUUCACAAAUAAAAACACACUGUUUUCAUUAAAACAUUAUUUGCAGAUGCAAAAAAAAAAAAAAGCGUAUGCAUUUCGGCUUCCUCCCACCUCCAAAGACAUGCACCUGGGGAUAAGUUGAUUGGCAACACUAAAUUGGCCCUAGUGUGUGGAUGUGAGUGUGAAUGUUGUCUGUCUAUCUGUGUUGGCCCUGCGAUGAGGUGGCGACUUGUCCAGGGUGUACCCCGCCUUCCGCCCGAUUGUAGCUGAGAUAGGCUCCAGCGCCCCCCGCGACCCCAAAGGGAAUAAGCGGUAGAAAAUGGAUGGAUGGAUAGUGUUGAUAAAACUUAACCUUCGUUUUGUGUUAGGGUCGGCACCGACCCGUUUUGGAUUUUAAAUGCAUAAAAGAACCACAUAAAUUAAUUUUUUUGCAUCAAGGCUUUUUGACUUUGUCAGGAACCUCUAUUUCAACAAAAUAAAACAGUUUUUGUUU
Nerophis lumbriciformis (worm pipefish) is the source of this 5604-nucleotide messenger RNA. RefSeq names its product protein tyrosine kinase 2aa (gene ptk2aa). Gene Ontology annotation, molecular function: protein tyrosine kinase activity; ATP binding. Gene Ontology annotation, biological process: signal complex assembly; protein phosphorylation. NCBI's taxonomy places the organism in Eukaryota, Metazoa, Chordata, Actinopteri, Syngnathiformes, Syngnathidae. The record is from RefSeq and is a predicted model, not a curated record. Gene Ontology annotation, cellular component: cytoskeleton; focal adhesion.